GGCAGUUUCCUCAUCGAUUUUCCGGUAACAAUGAUACAGCAAGCUCGAAAACUUUCUGAGGAGUACGAGAUAUCUGAUGUUUUAGGGAGAGGAGGAUUCUCAGUAGUCAGAAAAGGUAUUAGUAAGUCAAGGAGGGAGAAAAAAGAAGUAGCCAUUAAAACACUAAGAAGGAUUGGGCCAUCAGCUUUCUCAGGAUUUCCACCAAAUCGUAAUGCCCUCAAGAGUGUGUCUUCCAUGGUUCCUACAAGAAAGUCUAUGAUUUCUGAUGCCUUGCUGACAAAUGAGAUUUUGGUGAUGAGGAGGAUAGUUGAGAAUGUCUCACCUCAUGAAAAUGUGAUUGAUCUUUACGAUGUGUAUGAAGAUUCGAAUGGGGUUCACUUGGUGUUGGAGCUUUGUUCGGGAGGCGAGCUUUUCGAUAGGAUUGUGGCUCAGACAAGGCACACGGAAGCAAAAGCUGCUGAAGUUGUGAGACAGAUUGCAAGUGGUUUGAAGGCUCUUCAUGAGGCUAAUAUCAUACAUAGGGACUUGAAACCCGAAAACUGUUUAUUUCUCAAUCAAAGUCAGGAUUCUUCCUUGAAAAUCAUGGACUUUGGAUUAAGUUCUGUGGAGGAAUUCACUGACCCAGUUGUUGGAUUGUUUGGUUCCAUUGAUUAUGUCUCACCAGAAGCUCUUUCCCAAGGAACGAUUACCUCCAAAAGUGAUAUGUGGUCUCUGGGCGUGAUCUUAUAUAUCCUUCUCUCUGGGUACCCACCUUUUAUUGCUCAAUCCAAUCGCCAAAAGCAGCAACUGAUAAUGGCUGGAGACUUUAGUUUCCAUGAGAAAACUUGGAAGACCAUUUCUUCUUCAGCUAGACAACUGAUUUCAAGUCUGCUGACAGUUAACCCUCAGCAGAGACCCAGUGCCCAAGAGCUUCUAGAGCAUCCAUGGGUCAUGGGCAACUCAGCUAAACAAGAUCAAAUGGAUGCUGAGAUUGUAUCACGACUAAAGAGUUUCAAUGCCAGACGGAAACUUCGAGCUGCAGCAAUCGCUAGUGUAUGGAGCAGCACAAUUUUAUUGAGGACAAAAAAGCUGAAAUCCUUAUUAGGAACUUAUGAUCUCACACCCGAGGAAGUUGAAAAUCUCAGACUCCAUUUCAAGAAAAUAUGUGCAAAAGGCGACAAUGCUACUCUUCCUGAAUUUGAAGAGGUGCUGAAAGCAAUGAAUAUGUCUUCACUUAUCCCUCUUGCACCUCGCAUUUUUGACCUCUUUGACAAUAAUCGGGAUGGAACAAUUGACAUGCGUGAGAUACUUUGUGGAUUUUCCAGCCUUAGAAAUUCACGAGGUGAUGAUGCUCUUCGCCUAUGUUUUCAGAUGUAUGAUACAGAUCGAUCCGGUUGCAUCACAAAGGAAGAAGUGGCAUCAAUGCUUAGCGCUUUACCUGAUGAUUGCCUUCCAGUGGACAUCACAGAACCCGGGAAAUUAGAUGAAAUAUUUGAUCUGAUGGAUUCCAACAGUGAUGGAAAGGUUACCUUUGAUGAGUUCAAAGCUGCCAUGCAAAGAGACAGCUCCCUCCAAGAUGUUGUCCUGUCUUCACUUCGCCAAUAAAGCUUUUUGCAUGCACACCAUCCACAUUUCAGUAACAGAUCUGGACUUAAUUUCUAUAUUAUGUUGUCCAUUGGGGAAAGCAUAUUAUCAGAGACGAGGGGCAGCAGAAGUAUUAUAUGUUCAACUAUUUGGAUGAAAUUCAAUCAUUUUGACUCUCUUUAUGGAUAUUGGAUAUACAGAAAAACUCCAGAAACUUGUUUACCUCAAUGUAAAUUCAAAAACUUAGUUCAGCAAACAUUAAAAUACCCAUAUGAGCCAGUGCUUUGGCUCAAGAUGACACAUUUUACCACUAUAUUAGGAGGAGAACCCAUUCAAUCAUUUAUUUUUCACAGAUCAUCCAAAACAAAUAACAAAAGCUUGCUUAGAUUUCCUUUCACAUGCUAA
This is a messenger RNA of Cucumis sativus (cucumber), 1968 nucleotides long. Its product is annotated as calcium and calcium/calmodulin-dependent serine/threonine-protein kinase-like. The transcript has 7 exons. Bases 31 to 1584 code for a protein of 517 amino acids. Gene Ontology annotation, cellular component: cytoplasm; nucleus. Gene Ontology annotation, molecular function: calcium-dependent protein serine/threonine kinase activity; ATP binding; calcium ion binding. The record is from RefSeq and is a predicted model, not a curated record. Gene Ontology annotation, biological process: peptidyl-serine phosphorylation; protein autophosphorylation; intracellular signal transduction. Lineage: Eukaryota; Viridiplantae; Streptophyta; Magnoliopsida; Cucurbitales; Cucurbitaceae.